AAUCUCACUGCUACAGUAUGCGAUUUUAAUUAUCAGUUUUUCAAAUCUGCCCUUUUUCAAAUUAAAAAAAACAAAUAAAAAAUUAGAGAGGGCAAAUCUGCUCUUGGUUCUUCAUUCUGAACAGCCGCCGCCAAACAUCAACUUUUCGAUCUUGUUUCACAACAGCCGAGUCCCGUCAUCUUCCUGCAAAUUCCCGUCGAUCCAAACACAGAAAGCGAAGAAGAAUUUUGUGUUUCAGAGGUUUACGGCGGUUUUGUUUUGAGGGACGAGAAGAGAGUCAGAUUAGAGCUAAUGGAUAUUCAAACAUCACCAUCGUUUUUAACGCGAGGAGGAGUGUUUAGAGCGGGGAUCGACGACGGUUUGGGAUUGAAAGCUUGCGAAUUAUGGCCAUCUCUCUCCAGAUCUCCAUCUCGUCGUAUCUGUCUCAUAGUGGCUGUCAACUUUGAACCUUGGAUUUAUAUCUUGGACGUAGGCGGCGGCAGAUGCGACGGCGAUCGUGUCGAGCAACGCCCUAAUCUUCGAAUCCCGAAGAGCUUCAGUUUUACUUGCUUCUGCGUUGUGGAUUCCAUACUCUACGCGGUGAACGAGGACGACGUCUAUAGCUUCAGACUGUCGGACAAGCUUUCCGACGUCGUUUUGGAGGAUAAUAUGCUCGAGAAGUUACCCAUCCUAUUGAACCCCAAGGAAGAUGCCUUGCCUGUUCAGUUUGGUAAUUGUGUCUUGUUCUUUUCUACUCAAAUUCAGUUCCAUGAAACAGUAGACUCUCCUAUUAGGAAACUCACAUGUGACUUUGAGCUCUAUGAUCCUAUCCAUAAUGUUCAUACAAAGCUUCCUCAGUUAUGGAUUCGUCGCCCAAACACCUCGCGAACUUGUCAAACCUUCCAAUUCUUGCGUCCUAACUCAACUUGGGCAGACUUCCGUAUAUCAAAAAUUGGUAUCCGCUCAAAUUCCUUCACUAUUGAAUCCUAUGCUUUCAAUGGCACCAAGUUUCUUGUUCAAACCUCCUUUGGUCGAUUAUUUAGUAUCGACCUCUUUGAUCCCAGUUUAGCUGAAUGGCAAUUGGUAGAUAAAGAUUUAAAGUUUACAGCCCGUGGUCUCAAUUUCAUAACUGGAGAUGGACGGCUGUGUAUUGAUGCUGUUGGUGUCAGUAGAUUGGAAGGUGAUAAACAUAUAUUUAAAUCAGGUGUUAAAUUUCCACUCUCAUGCUUCCCUAGUGUUUCUCGAUCGGUCACUCUCCUUGACUCGUGCACCCCUUGUAUUGUACGGGCAGCAACGGUCGAUUCAUCCCAGUACGGCGAAUUUUGGUGGGUUGAUGUCUUCGAAGUUGAUUUUAGCAAGUUAUUAAGUGAUGGCGAUAAGAAUGAAGAUGGGGAGAAGAAAGAGUACAUGAACCACACCGUGAGCUUCAAGCUUUGCAUCGAAAACCCGUGGACCUACUCAAUAUGUGUUGACAGCUUGUUUCCAUUUUAGUUUCUGGUUUAGGAUUUAUCUUUAUUAGAGUAGUAUAUGUUAGCAUGUCGUCGUGUCUUCACUUUUUGUUCAUUAAUUUUGGAAUGAUUGUAUUUGGGUUGGGUCAUAAUCACAAACACUAGUUUGAUUGAUUGUUCCGUCAUGAGAUUAAUCGUUGUAAUCAAGAAGAAUUAUGUUUGUGAUUGUGUUCUAGAUGCAAACUUGAUGAAUAUCUUACCCUUGAAUUUUCA
Salvia miltiorrhiza (redroot sage) is the source of this 1700-nucleotide messenger RNA. RefSeq lists its product as uncharacterized. The transcript has 2 exons. The record is from RefSeq and is a predicted model, not a curated record. Lineage: Eukaryota; Viridiplantae; Streptophyta; Magnoliopsida; Lamiales; Lamiaceae. Bases 292 to 1470 code for a protein of 392 amino acids.